CUGCAUCAGUUUUGAUCCUUUUUUUUAAUUGCCCACUGUAAGUCCGACAAUAUUAUAUAAAUAAAUAUAUAGUUAUAUCAAGCAUUUGAUUCCACUCUCCGUAAAACGAAUUUUAUUUUGAAACUCAUAACCGGAAGACAUAUAAUCGUUGCCUAUGUAAACCAGAAGGAGAAGCAGAAGACAGCCUACACGAGUGUAGUAAAGAGUGUGUAUUAGUCUGAAACCAGUGGUGGUAAUGAGUGCGAACCCUAACAUAGUUAUAGUAGGAUGCGGGAUAUCAGGUAUAGCAGCGGCACGCAGGCUCGUUAAAGCUGGGUUUCAAAAUGUGCGGAUACUGGAGGCGACUGCAAGAAGUGGAGGAAGAAUAAAGACAGGAAGAUUGGGUGAUAGUAUUGUUGAGAUAGGGGCAAACUGGAUCCAUGGACCGUCUGAGGGGAACCCAGUGUUUUGUCUGGCUCGUCAGUAUGGGCUCCUGGAUCCUGAGGCCCUCACCCCAGAGAACCAGGCUAUGGACGUGGGAGGACAUCCCCCCUGGGUCCCCAACGUCUUCAGCAGUUCAGGUCGGAAGCUGAAUGCUGAGGACCUCCAGCCUGCUCUGGAGAUGUUUUCUGAGUUGCUGUGUGAAAGUUCAGAAUUUCAUAGUCAAGGGGGAGAACCCUGGCCCAAUGUGGGAGAUUUCAUACGCUCAGAGGUGCAACAACGAGCAGCAGAGAUGUGGAAAGAUAUGGAUGCAAACACCAGAUCUCUACAACUGUGUGUGAUCAGCAACAUGUUGAAGGUGGAGUGCUGUGUUAAUGGGAGUCACAGCUUGGAUGAGGUCGGCCUGGGGGCCUUUGGCCUCUACAAGACUCUACCUGGACUGGACUGUACAUUCCCAGGUGGCUAUGAAGGUCUAAUCAAAAACUUGAUGUCGGAGCUCCCUGGUGGUUUAGUGACCUACAAUCGGCCUGUGCGCUUUGUCCACUGGAACAACACAGAGAAGAGAGAAAACCUUGUGAUGGUUGAGUGUGAUGAUGGGGAGAAGUUCGCUGCUGAUCAUGUUAUUGUCACAGUACCUCUAGGAUACCUAAAGAAGCACCAUUCAACUCUGUUCCAUCCCCCUCUCCCUCUACACAAGCUGCACUCCGUCCAGAGGCUAGGUUUUGGAACGAACAAUAAAAUAUAUGUGGAGUUCGAUUCGCCGUGGUGGGAUCAGGACUGUGAGGUCAUCUACUUUGUGUGGGAAGAUGAGGAUGCCAUGGUGGACCAGGUGCCAGAUGUACAAGGAUCCUGGAUAAAGAAGUUGUUUGGCUUCACUGUGCUUAAACCCACUGAAAGAUAUGGCCAUGCUCUGUGUGGCUGGAUUGCUGGGCAUGAGUCAGAGUAUAUGGAGACACUCUCUGAGCAGGAGGUCACGCAUGCCAUCACACAACUUAUUCGUAGAUUUACAGGAAACCCUAUCAUCACCCCAAGGAGAGUUCUACGCUCCCAGUGGUUUCAUGACCCCUGGACAUGUGGAUCCUACAGUUACCCUGGAAAAGGCUGUUCAGUGCAGGACCUGGAGAACAUGAUGGAGCCCCUGCCUGUGAAGGAAUCACAGUCACAACCCCUGCAGGUGUUGUUUGCUGGAGAGGCUACUCAUCCCUACUACUACUCCACCGUCCAUGGAGCUUUUCUCAGCGGGUGCAGAGAAGCUGAUCGGCUCAUCUCUCACUACUCCUCCAUCAGUCCAUCUCAGCCAGCCAAGUCAAAGCUUUAGAAGGAACAAUGCUGCUUUGCCAAAAAAAAAAAAAAAUCUGCUGACUUUAUGCUGUGGAUUUCACAGCACUAAAAUACUAAUGCGUUUGGCUGAUAUUGUCAACUUGAACAAGCAAAUCACACAAGUGAUAGAUACAGUAAUUAUAUUUGCAUUAAAUACAUUAAGGGAACAGCUUUAAAUAUUAACGAAUUAAUAUUUUUGGUAAAGAAAAAUGAAAGAAUGUAAAUACAUCUUCUUUACAAAUCUGUUUAACCACAAUGCUGUUAUAAUAAAUUAAUUUCCUAAUAAAAAAUUUCAACAUUUAAAUCAAUAAGUAAAUAAAUUUGCACAUUUAUAUAAAAACAUUUUAUAAAGAUCAAUUUCAUAUGUUUUUAAGUUCUAUUUACUAAUUAUUUUAUUGUUUUUAGCUCACAAUAUGUUGCCUUACCUUUUGCACUUGCACAAACUUUGUUCUCAAAUUAUUAUUAAUUGUGAAUGAUGUGGGAACAUCGUCAAAGAAAAGUGGUGGACUGGAGAACAUAAAGGAAUUUACUAUUCGAACCAGUAUGUUAUCAAAAUUACUGGCCAAACCCCUAAAAACUACAUUCAAUGAGAAGAAGGAAGCAGCCAGAAACACAUAUGCAGGGGGGGUUGGGAGGUUGGGAAAUUUUGCGCUUUACAGGCAAACAUCAAUCUGGAUUAUGUGAUCAAACAUUAAACAGAUGAGUCAGUAGAGCAUUUAAUAUUGUAAGUAUGCCAAAAGUAUUCUACAGGAAGAGAAACACUCAAGGGCACCUCAGAAAGUAUGGAUCAGAAGAAAUGAGCAUGAAAGUUUUUUUGUCUUGUGUCAGGGAAGCUUGAUGGCCUCAAAUUUAUAUUAUUUUUCUUUAUCUUUGUUGUUCUGUUUUGGGUGUGAAUGUGUCCAUGUUCUGUUGCUCAUUUUCUGAUACUGGAAGUUUUUUAUGAAGGUGCAAGUUCAAUAUAAAGAAAAAGUUGUUUGUAAGAUUUCUGGGUGUCAUUUUUCUAUUAAAUCUUUCUCUGGCCAAUAGCCUGGA
Messenger RNA from Seriola aureovittata, 2772 nucleotides. Its product is annotated as peroxisomal N(1)-acetyl-spermine/spermidine oxidase-like. The transcript has 10 exons. Lineage: Eukaryota; Metazoa; Chordata; Actinopteri; Carangiformes; Carangidae. Gene Ontology annotation, molecular function: polyamine oxidase activity. The coding region runs from base 236 to 1738 and encodes 500 amino acids. The record is from RefSeq and is a predicted model, not a curated record.